GCGAAGACUGCACCAAGACCGGAGGCUGGCGAGUCCAGCAAUGCACCCUCUGCCCGCCAACUGGAGGAACGCGUCGAUCAAGUAGUGGCAAUGCUAGGUGACAUCGGCACCUUUGCAGCGCCAGCCACCAUCAGCCAGCAGCUGGACACACUGAAGACCGAGAUCAAGCAGCGACAACAGCCGUCUGACCCCGAUCGCAGCACCAACACGACGAAGCAUUACAAGAUGCCGACGUUCCGGAUCGAGAAGUUCGAUGAUUACACACAUCAGGACCCGGUCGUCUGGUGGCAAGGUUUUACAACAGAGUUGGGGAUUCAUGAGGUCCCCAAACAUCUGUUCAUCGACGCACUGUUCCUUAACGUCAAGGGAGGAUGCCUGAUCAGGCUCAGCCAUAUGGCAACCGUCCACGGCGUCGAGGUCUUCGACCUACACACGAAGGUCUCCUGGGAGGAUCUGACAAAGGAAUGGAAGAAAUGGUCCAUCGUUGACGACGCCCCGGUGCUCGCCAUAAACCGCAUCUUCACGAUGGCUCAAGGAAACACAGCGACACGUGAUUGGCUCACAGAUUGGCAGAAGAUCGUGGCGACGCCCGAUCUGGACUUACCAUUUCCACAUCUGCGCCGGGAGUUCUACAACCGAUCAUGCGCCGCUUUGAGCCUCGCACUUGGUGAUCGCGAGCACUACAACACCUUCGCCAAAAUCAUCAACAAGGUGAGGGAGAUCAUCAAGACAAAUAGGGCGGCUGCACACGAGAAGUCAACGUCGCAGCCAACCUAUGUGGAGAAGGUGAAAACUGGUCCGCGACCGCAGCAGUUCGCUGCAGUCCAAUCGGACAACAUUGUGGAAGACUCGGCAGCCACCCAAGCGUCACGUGAGGGAGAUCAAGUGGCUGUUGUCCAUCCGCGAAGCAACAACAAGUCCCGAGGAAACGGGAAGGCGAAAACCGCAUCGCCGGCCGGAAACGGACAGCCAGCACCAUGGGUUAAGUUUCACUUAACCGAGGCUGAGUACAAGUACCGCGGCCGUUACGGCUGCCGCUAUUGGUGCAAUAGCACCAAGCACAAGACCUCCCUCUGCCAGGAUCAGGGCAACGAGGAUGUUCGGCCUCGCAUCAACUCAGGAAACUUAGUUGCGAGGGAGGAUUACUUGCACACUGCAGUACCAACUCCGUUGAUGGACGCCGGAGUAGAGGUUGUCGACCUUCACGCCUACAUUGCGAAGAUCGACCGCGAGUUCAAGAUGCAACGGUAUGAUGACAUCGACGCACCAUUGCUAUAUGUACGCAUUCAGAUCGGAGAGGCGACCUGCAGCGCUUUGAUCGAUUGUGGAGCAUCUCGCAACUACAUGAGUCAGGACUUCAUGGUACGCACCGGACUUGGCCCACGAGUCCGAAGGAAGUCCCAGCCCACGCCAGUCACGUUGGCGGACGGUCACAAGCACAAGUCAAUCGACCGGUGCAUUGAUGACGUCCCAAUGUACUUUGCCCCUCACGCAAGGGAGGCGGUGUCCUUCGACAUUCUCGACACCAAAUUCGACAUGAUCUUGGGCAUGUCAUGGCUGCGAAGCGAGGACCACCCGGUGAACUUCUAUCGCCGCACCGUUCACCUUCUCGACGCCUACAGCGACGUGUUCGAAGGCCCGCACGGAGUAGUACCGGAUCGGCCCAUCCGCCACGAGAUCAUCCUCGAGGAUGGGGCCGUACCUCCACGCGGUUGCAUCUGCCGAAUGAGCGAGGAAGAGUUAAGUGUGCUUCGGGCACAACUGGAGAAAGGCUGGAUUCGGCCUAGCUCAUCGCCAUACGGUGCUCCUGUUCUCUUCGUCCGGAAGAAGAACAAGGAUUUGCGGUUGUGCAUCGAUUAUCGCAAGCUCAACGCGCAAACAAUCAGAAACGCCGGCCCUCUCCCACGCAUCGACGACCUUCUCGAACGACUGGGGGGCGCCAAGUUCUUCUCCAAGCUGGACCUCAAGUCGGGAUAUCACCAACUCGAGAUUCGGAAGGAGGACCGCUACAAGACAGCGUUUAAGACGCGAUAUUGGCAUUUCGAAUGGCUGGUUAUGCCACUUGGCCUUACGAAUGCCCUAGCCACUUUCCAAGCGGCUAUGACAACGGAGUUCCGACACAUGCUGGAUAGAUUCGUACUUAUCUACCUCGACGACAUCCUGGUGUACAGCCGGAGUUUGGACGAGAAUGUGGAACACCUGCGCACCGUUUUGGAGCGGCUACGACAGGCCAAGUACAAAGCAAACCGCGACAAGUGCGAGUUCGCACAGCAGGAGCUGGAGUACUUGGGACACUAUGUGACGCCGCAAGGCAUCCGUCCGCUUGCGGACAAGAUCGAGGCCCUCCGCGUAUGGCCCGAGCCCACCAACACCACGGUCGUUCGUUCAUUCAUGGGGUUGGCGGGCUACUAUCAACGAUUCAUCACCGGAUACUCAAGGAUUGCUGCACCAAUGACGAGAUUACAAUCGCCAAAGGUGCCAUUCGUAUUCGAUGACGACGCACGCCGGUCAUUCCAAGCACUUAAGACGACCAUGCUCAUGGGACCCGUCCUUAGCAUCUAUGACCCCACCCUGCCUACGAGAGUGGCAACUGACGCUUCCGGCUAUGGCAUUGGGGCAGUAUUGGAACAACACGACGGCGACGAUUGGCACCCUGUGAAGUAUUUCAGCCACAAAGUGCCUCCCAUCAACUCGCUUGAUGAUGCAAGGAAGGAGUUGCUCGCAUUCUUCAUGGCUCUCAAGCGAUGGCGGCACUUCCUCCUUGGGCGUCGUAGGUUCACAUGGGUUACGGACAACAAUCCAUUGACCUACUACAAGACGCAGGAUACGGUGAGCAGCACGAUCGGACGAUGGAUGUACUUCAUCGACCAAUUUGACUUCACACCGAAACAUCUUCCCGGCCUCUCCAAUCGCGCAGCAGAUGCACUCUCGCGAAGACCUGAUCUUUGCGCUAUGACGCAUCAUGCCUUCACAUUCGACGAGGAACUUCAGCGACACUUCAUCCGGGGAUAUGAGUCGGAUCCGGACUUCGCCGCGUUGUAUGCGCAGCUAUCUUCGGAUCACCUGCCGGCCACCCACUAUCGCAUCGUCGACGGUACUUGCUCCUCCACUCGAGAGGCAAGGACUUAUUGUGUGUCCCACGAGACUGUCGUCUUCAGACUCGCCUUCUCGGUGAGUAUCAUGACUCGCGACUCGCCGUCCAUUUUGGAGUCAACCGCACCAUUGCACGACUUCGACAACGAUUCCGAUGGCCCGACCUCAUUACCGACGUCACUCGGUAUUGCGACUCUUGCGAAGUUUGCCGACGAAGCAAGCCCCGCAAUCGCAACCCCUACGACGAGUUGCGCCCGAUGCCUAUCCCACGGGAACCCGGCCUCUCCAUUGCCAUGGAUGUCACUGGACCAUUUCCUCGUGAUCGCCUCGGGCACGACGGCAUCCUCACGGUUGUGGACCGUUUGAGAGUCCGACACGAAGAUGAAACCAAGUUCGACUCGGCAUCCACAGA
Molecule: messenger RNA, 3505 nt
Organism: Chara braunii
Lineage: Eukaryota; Viridiplantae; Streptophyta; Charophyceae; Charales; Characeae
Source: the annotation of a GenBank genome assembly